This is a messenger RNA of Brassica oleracea var. oleracea, 721 nucleotides long. Its product is annotated as probable calcium-binding protein CML45. Bases 30 to 584 code for a protein of 184 amino acids. The transcript has a single exon. Lineage: Eukaryota; Viridiplantae; Streptophyta; Magnoliopsida; Brassicales; Brassicaceae. The record is from RefSeq and is a predicted model, not a curated record. Gene Ontology annotation, molecular function: calcium ion binding.
UGACACGUUUAGUUCAUUGAUACACAUUCAUGGAGAAGAGUUUCUUGUCUGAGUGCAAACAAUCGUCUUCUAUCACUUUCUUUGCUCUCUUCAACUUGUUCCUCAUCGGGUUUUGCAGAUGGGUUUCUUCUGCUCGCAUCUUUUUAUCCACAUUCUUUCCUCUUCUUCAACACCACCAACGUGUUGAAGAGAGUUUGAUCAAACACAUAGAAGAACGAGAAGAAGAAGAAGAAGAUGAACUCUGUAGAGAAGACGCAGAGAUUGUUAUGAGAAGCUUAGGGCUUUCACCCGACUCAGAAAGCGAUGGGCUUCAAGAACGGUACAGUUCCAAGGAAAUUUCGAGUUUGUUCGAAGAGAAAGAGGCGAGCUUAGAGGAAGUGAAGCUAGCUUUUGAUGUGUUCGAUGAGAACAGAGAUGGUUUUAUCGACACUACAGAGUUGCAGAGAGUUUUGACAACACUAGGGUUCAAAGAAGGAUCAUGUCUAGAGAAUUGCAUGGUUAUGAUCAGAUCAUUAGAUGGAAACAAAGACGGAAGAAUCGAUUUCAAUGAAUUUCUGAAGUUCAUGGAGAAUAGCUUCUGCUGAAUCAUAUGAUAUUAUUUUUUUCUUUUACCAUAUCUAUUCUUUUGUACUUCUAAGCACACUCUUAGCUUAUUGAUUCUUAUCCUUUUAUGAUGAGAUUGUGUAUGUUAAAAGACUUAGACAUGAUUCUUGAUAUUAAU